Olea europaea var. sylvestris is the source of this 924-nucleotide messenger RNA. RefSeq lists its product as uncharacterized. The record is from RefSeq and is a predicted model, not a curated record. Lineage: Eukaryota; Viridiplantae; Streptophyta; Magnoliopsida; Lamiales; Oleaceae. The coding region runs from base 1 to 924 and encodes 307 amino acids. The transcript has a single exon.
AUGGAACUGUUUGAGUUGAUUGCCACUACACAUUCCAUGUUCUCAUUGGAAAGAGUGGCGCCACCGAAGACAGGAGAAAUGUAUGAGUUAGACAGUGCAGCAGCUACCAACGCCCAAAUAGUGGCAUUGACAAAACAAGUGGAGUUAUUGGUGAAAUCACAAACGAAAGGAGCACAUGCAGUGACAGCUGGUCCAUCAUGCGAGAACUGCGGGGCUAAUCAUCUGAUAGAAAACUGCACAUCUAUAGGCUAUCCCGACGAGCAGGUCAAUUUCAUUCAAAAUGGGUCUCGAAAUUUUAAUCCAUUUGCUCAAACAUACAACCCAGGAUGGAAACAAUACCCAAAUUUCAAAUGGUCGGAUAAUCAACAAGGGAACAGUUCAAAUAAUGCCCAACAGGAGAAAAAACCAAGUUUGGGGGAGAUGUUCAACCAGUAUAUGCAGAAGACUGACAAGGUGUUUCAGCAGAUUGACACUAAUUUUCAGAAUCAGCAAGCAUCAAUCAAGAAGUUGGAAACACAAAUUGGUCAGAUAGCUCAACAGCUUGCAGAACGCCCACAAGGGACAUUGCCAGGCAAUACAAUGGUCAAUCCAAAAGAGCAAGUGCAAGCUAUAACUACCAGGAGUGGGGUGCAACUUCCAGAAAUUCAUGUGAAGAGACCUGAGCGAAAAGAAAAGGAAAAAAUGGGUGAAGAGGCUGGGAAAGAAGUAGAGUUUGAACAACUAACUGACAAGGAAAACGAAAGGAAGGAAACACCUGCAGUGAGAGCACCCUGCCCCGUGAAGGCUUAUGUGCUACCAAUUCCAUUCCCUCAAAGGUUACAAAGAAGGAAGAUGGAUAAUCAGUUUGCCAAGUUUGUGGAGAUUUUCAAGAAACUGCACAUCAAUAUUCCUUUUGCAGACGCAAUUGCCCAAAUGCCCAGCUAG